Messenger RNA from Boleophthalmus pectinirostris (great blue-spotted mudskipper), 915 nucleotides. Its product is annotated as complement C1q-like protein 2. NCBI's taxonomy places the organism in Eukaryota, Metazoa, Chordata, Actinopteri, Gobiiformes, Gobiidae. Bases 64 to 714 code for a protein of 216 amino acids. Gene Ontology annotation, molecular function: protein binding. The transcript has 3 exons. The record is from RefSeq and is a predicted model, not a curated record.
UGUAAUAAGGCUCAAGUGUAAAAGGAGUCACCAUUUCACACUGAGAGCAUAUUCACCACAGACAUGAUACAGACUGUAGUCCUGUUGUUGCUGAUCAGUUGUGCAGUGAGUGGGGCCCAGGACAAUCCGAAUGGGGCCAAACCUGCUCAGUGCUGUGAUGGCUCCAUGUUUAUGACUGUGGGAGCUCUGACAGAGAAAGUGGCAAAUCUCAUGGACAAAAUGACACAAGUGGAAACUAAACUGGACAACACUGAGAGAGAGCUCACUGAACUGAAGAGCAUCAUUCAUGGUACUCCCAAAGUGGCCUUUUCAGCAACUCUAUAUGAAACUGGUUCUGGAGACACUGGACCGUUUACCAUUGCCGCUCCUCUGAAGUACAAGAAAGUAUUUUCCAACUUUGGCAACAACUACAAUCCAGCUACAGGCAUUUUCACUGCAACCAUCAAAGGCAUGUACUUCUUUCGCUUCUCAAUGUUCAACAACCUAAAGUCUCCUCCUAGUUCAGUUGUGAGCCUGAUGAAAAAUGGAGAGCGUGUGGUGUCUGUGUGGGACACUGCCGGAUCAGAUAUUAAUGACAUGGGCAGUAAUGCAGCAGUUCUCCCACUAGAGGCUGGAGACACUGUGUAUGUGGAGCUGGCAGCUAACAGAGUUGUCUAUGAUGACGGAAUGAACUACAACACCUUCACUGGGUUCCUUCUGUUCACUAAUGUUUAACUAUUUAAGUUUCUUUCAUUCAUAUUUUAUCAUGACAUAAUAGCUCAAUCUGUACGUUUUCCAUGAAUAUCAGUUUUUUCAUGUGACAACCAACUAAAUGACACUGAAUUUGUUUACAAACAUGACCAAAUAUUAAUAGACCCCAUGGCAUGGAAACUACUGUCUGUAUCUUGUAUCUUUCAAUAAAGCAUCCUAAAAGAC